UGCCUCUCCUCCUAGACGUUUCCUCUGCAGCUGAACAGACUGGCAGGCAGCCUGUGAUGGGGCCCUGCUCAGAAGACCCCCACCUCUGCUGGGCCUCCUGGCUCCUGGGAUUCACCAGCCUCCUCCUCAGCAUCUGCAGCACUGGGACCAAGAGUUCCGGAGCCCGUGGUCCUGGAGUACAGGAUUCUGGAGCCCAUGUUUCUAUGCAAGGGAUCCGAGGAGGUUCUGUGUUGUUUCACGUGAUCAAGGAUCCAGGAGCUGACCCUAAGGAGAUCUUCUGGGGUUUUGGCCCUGAGUCAAAUUACAGAGUCCUGCUGCAAGUCCAUCCUGGGGCAGAGGCUCCAACCUGGGUCAGCCUCCAGGACAAGUACCAGCAGAGGGUCCAUGUGCCCAACAUGACGUCCCUGAGGAUUGAGAACCUGACCUCUGAGGACAGUGGGCAGUACCGGGCUCGAGCCAGGUUUCCUGCAGGAAUAGAACUCACCCAGGUUUUCUACCUCACUGUUUAUGAACCUACACCCCUUCCUCAGAUCCUGGUUGAAUCACCAUCCGUCACACCGGGCUGGUGCAAUGUCACCCUGGGGUGCAGGGCCUCGGGGGCCACACAGGACCUGAACGUGACCUGGGAGAGCGAGGGCCUCCCCAGGGAGCUGGAGUGGAGAGGGACACCGGGACCAGCCCCCAACUCCUGGACCCUGACUGUGAACCUGUCCCUGAGCCAGCCCAGCGCCAGACUCACCUGCGUGCUCAGCAACCAGGUGGACCAGAAAACUGCCACCUUAGACCUCGGGGAAGCCUGUGCCCAUGGUUCACGUGAACAGGCCAGUACUGAUGCCCUGCCAGGCAUCCUAGGGGCUGUCGUGGCUGUGCUGUUGACCCUCGGAGGUGGACUGUACCUUUGGAAGACACAUGAGAAGAAGAAGAAGAUGGAGACUAGAAGAGGUACAGAAUUGCAGGAGGACCAAAGGGACAAUGAUGGUAGCAUCGAGUAUGCAGAGCUGAGCCAGCAGGAGCCUCAAGAGGGCACGAACAAGGACACUAACAGCUAUCAAUGAGGCCUCCACCGGUGGGAGACAUGGAAUGAGGGAUCUUGUACUCUGGUUCAAAUGAGAUAUUUCAAGAGAAGAUGCUUCUUCCUCUUUGGUGUUAUGAGAAUUCCUUCCUCUUAUACAAGGUAUAUUGUAUAUUUCAGCACCCGCAUCCUCAAACCAGCCCCCCUUCACAUUAUUAUCCAAAACGUCAUUCAAUGAGUUUUACAUAAGUUUCUCAUUCAGACCUUCAUCAAUUCUGUGAGGCAGAAAUCCCCAUUGUACAGAUGGAAAAAUAAAAUCCAGAGAUGUAAAGUACCUUACACAGUUUCUCCCGAGUGUAGGUGGUGGAGGCAUGAUUUGGAUCCAUGGGGAUCAUCAUUUUACUUAUUUUGACUCCUUCUCCUCCCUCAUCCCAGACAUCUAACCAGUUACCAUCUUCCAUUGGGUUACCCUUCAUAAAGCUUCUUGUACACCAUCCUCCUCUCAUUCUUUCAUUCCUAUCUUCCACCUGCAGUUGUGCCAUUUUUACAUUUUCACCAGCAACGUACAUCAUCUCCUACUCUUGUUAUUUUUUUAUUGUAGCCAUCCUAGUGUGUGUGACAUAGUAUCUCACUGAGGAUUUGAAUUGUGUUUCCCUAAGAUCAAUGAUGUUGGACAUCUUUUCAUGUGGACUGACCAUUUGUAUACCUUAUUUGGAUUAAUCCAUUUCUCUCUCUAACUCUCUCUCACCAUGCUUUGCCACCACCAUACCAAUAGAACUGCUCUUGUUCAGGUCACCAGGGAAGUCCACAUUGUUAAAUCCAAUGGACAUUCUCAGCUUCAUCUCCCUUGAAUCUCAACAGCAAUGGACCUGUCCUUACUUGAAUCACUGCUUCACUUUGCAUUCACCAGCCACCAUUCUUUUCCUCCCACUCACUGGCAGCUCCCUAGUUGCCUCCACUAGUUUCUUCCUCAUCUUUCCAAUCUCUAAAUUCUGAAAUAUCCCAGGGUUCAGACCCAGAUCACCUCUUCUCACUCUCUACACAUUCUUUUUCUGGUGUUAUGACCACAUACUAAUCCCCAGAACCUGUGACUGUAUGAUCUUAAAUGGCAGAAGUAUCUUACAGAUGUGAUCAAGGUUAAGGUCCUUGAGAUUGGGGGGUUAUCCCCACUUAUCUGAUUGGCCCAAUUUAAUCACAUGAGUCUGCAAAAGUGGAAGAAGAGGCAUAAGGGUGGGUCAGAGAGAUAAGAGUUAAGGACUUGACAUACCAUUGCUGGCUUUGAAGAAGAUGUAAGGGGGCGACAAGCCAACGACAUGUGGUUGCCUCUAGAAGCUAGGAAAGGCCCACAGUUUAUAACUAGCAAGAAAAUGAGGAUUCAGUCUUACAACGGCAAAGAACUGAAUUCAGGCAACAACCAGAAUGAACAGAAAAUGGAUUCUCCCCUACAGCCUCUAGAAAGAAUCAUAGCCUGAGGACACCUUGAUUUUAUACCAGAUUUCUGAUCUUCAGAACCACGAGAUAAAUUUGUAUUGUGUUAGCCACUAUGUUUGUGGUGAUUUCUUAUGGCAGCAAUAGAAAAUUGUUACAGAUAUUGUACCAUCUCGUUGUUUUAAAUACAUUGGCUACUCCAAAGUUUCUAGCCUGGAUCCCUCCUCUGGACUCCACAGAGUAGAUAUCCAGCUCCUUACGUGACAUUUCCACUCAGAUGCAUAAUAGGCUUCCCCAGCUUGACACGUCUAAGUUUGAACUCCUUAUUAUGCUUCCCGUACAAUCUUCCAGUCCCAAGAGAUGUCACCUCUGCCCUUUCAUUUAUUUCGGCCAUAUAACUUUGCUAUCAUCCUUGACUUCAUUCAUUUUCUCAUACCCCAUAUUCUAUCAGCAAAUACUGAUAUAAAUAAAAUAAGUAUAUUAAUGUAUUUAUUUAUUUAUAAUAUAGCUACCUCUCACUACCCACCUGAUCCAAUAUGACCAUCAUUUUUCACUUGGACUACUGCAGUAUCCUCACAGUCUCCCUGUUUCUGUAUCUAGCCCCUUAAAGUCUUCUCAAAAUAGCAUCCAGAGUAAUCCUUUCAAAAUGUAAGUUACAUCACGUCAUCUUUAGUUCAGAUCUCCACCACUACAUCCCAUCUCACUUUGAGCAAAAGCCAAAAUACUUCCCAGGGCCUGCAAAGUCCUCUUCUCCCAUGCUCCCCUCCUUACUUUGUCUGUCUAGGACACUCAGCUUUUCCCUAUUCCUUCAACACACAAGGCGUGCUCCUGCCUCAAAGCCUUGCUUCCACCUGGAAUCCUCUUCCUACGGGUACUUAUAUGUCUCCUUCCCUCACCUUCUUCAGGUCUUUGCACAAAUGUUAUCUUCUCAAGGAGGUCAGCCCUGACACCCCUAUUUAAAACUGCAGCCUCCUCCUGGAACCCUCCUUUCUCCUCCCUGCUCUAUUUUCUCCACAGCACUUACACAGGGAUAUGGGACAGGGUGCAUUUAAUCUGGGCUGUUCUUUAAAGAUAGUGUGGAAAAAGAGCCUCAGAGAAAAAGCUGCAAAUCUUAGCACAUAGAAGCCAUUAUUAUUCCUAGGAAGCUGCAACACAGGUAAGUUAAUGAACUUGCCCAAGGUCAUAUAUCUAAUUAGUGACAGAGCUGGGAUUCAAACCUGGGAGUCAGAUUCUAAAGUACCUGCUCUUGACCCCUCCAUUACACUGGUUAAAUAAAUUGUAGUCUACACACAUGGUGAAAUAUUAUUUAGGUAAUAGAAAGGAUAGGGACAUCCUUUGUGGUGCAGUGGUUGAGAAUCCACCUGCCAACUCAGGGGACAUGGGUUCAAUCCCUGGUCCAGGAAGAUCCCACAUGCCACAGAGCAACUAAGCCCAUGUGCCACAACUACUAAGCCUGUGCACUAGAGCCCCACAAGCCACAACUACUGAGCCAACAUCCCACAACUACUGAAGCCCGUAUGCCCUAGAGACUGUGCUCCACAACAAGAGAAGCCAGCACAACGAGAAGCCCUCUCACCACAACCAAGAGUAGCCCCCACUAGCCACAACUAGAGAAAGCCUGUGUGCAGCAACAAAGACCCAACACAGCCAAAAAUAAAUAAAGAAUAAUAAUAACAAUAAAUAAAAUAAAUAAAAAGGAUAAAGAACAACUUCAUGUAUUUCAAUGGAAAGAUGUCCAUAAAAUAUUGUGCUAUAGGACAGUGCAUAUUAGAUUAUCCUAGUAUUAUAAACGUAGAUUCACAUAUGUUUAUAUGGGCCUGAAGGAAGUGUAAAAGUUGAUGACAUGUGAAGCACUUAACAGUGGUUAUCUUCUGGGGUGUGUCUCUUUCUGUAUCAUCACAUUUUCUAUAAAAUUUAUCAGAAGAAAAGAUCAUCUAUAUAAAUUUUUUAGUGUGGCAGUGACAUGACCAGAGCUGAUCUUUGGAAUUAUUAAGGCACAUCCGUGCAAACAGGAAGUUUCUCAUCAUGGAAACCAGUUGUUAUGAACUGAGUUGUGUCCCCUCAAAAUUCAUAUGCUGAAGCCCUAAUCCCCUAAACUGUACCUUGAGAUAUGGUCUUUAUGGAAGUAGCUAAGGUUCAAUGAGGUCAGAGGAUGCGGCACUAAUUUGAUAGGACUGAUAUUCUUAUGA
Molecule: messenger RNA, 4629 nt
Organism: Hippopotamus amphibius kiboko
Lineage: Eukaryota; Metazoa; Chordata; Mammalia; Artiodactyla; Hippopotamidae
Product: SLAM family member 5-like
Exons: 6
Coding region: 57-1055 (332 amino acids)
Source: RefSeq, a predicted model, not a curated record